AUGUCGGCCUGUAGCGCAACAUCAGCAGCAUCGUCCGUUGGUGUCGCGUCGGGUGAGAACCUGGAACGUAGGGUACACCUUCCUCGCGUCGCAUCAGCCGCGUCUAGCGAGCUGAAUGUAUCGCAGGCAGUGAGUCAACGCUCAGAAGAGUCGUUCAGCGCGUACCUCAACACUUCGACCAGCUCGCCUCGCUCUGGCAUCUCGGACGAGUCUCAAGAAUCAUCCGCACGGCUGGUCCAUUCGCAAGGCGAUCAACAGGGGUCGAGCCGAGUAGAUUCGGUAGACCAACAAGGCUCUCGAAGAGGUAUUGGCAGGACCGAGUCGAACGCGAGCAUUCUCAACAUGCGCAUUCAAGGAACUCGUGUUGCGCCAGCCAUCCGGGACGGACUCUCGGAUGAGCUACCAGCGCUGUACGAUGGACCGCCUAGCUCUCAAUCCGCCUCCCAGCAGUUGAGCAUGCACUUGAGCAGCGGGUGCGCCCCCGAUAGCAUGAUCCAAGCGCAAUCGCAGCAAGGCUCCGAAGCUUCGAAACGCCCAUUUGCUCGAAAUUGGAGCUCCUCGUCAGAAGCGAUGGUGCUGGGUUUUCCGGCGGCUGAUCAGGGUGAACGCAGCAAGCUGGAAACGGCACGCGACAACGCGCACCGACAAACUCCCAUGCAAUCUCCUGCCGAACGCGCAGCUGUGGAGAGCGACAGCUACCCUUCAGCAGUCGCGCUCCACCGUGGUCCCACUCCUCCUUCUGCCGCCAUAGCUCGAAAUCCGUCAAGCGAGCAGAUGGAGUCAUCAACGCGCGAGCCAAGCGUGGCGGGAGAGGAGGAGGAGGAUGAUGAUGAAGAUGACGAAUCGUGCGAUGAGAAUGACCACUCUGUCACUGGCAAGAGAGGCCCGGGUGGCAGCAAACGACGCCGACGAACAAAGAAGGCCGAGGUGGACACGCUCGCUGCUGUGUAAGUAGGGCGAAUAAUGGGCCCUGGUACCGCGUGUCUCCGCUGUCUUAGCCUCCGAGCAGUAGUCUGAGAUUUGUCCCUCUCCUGGCAUUCUAGGUACGAGGUCACGCCCUUCCCAGAUCAAACCAAGCGGAAUGAGCUGGCUGCGCAGCUGCAUAUGACGGUCAAGUGAGUAUGAUGGGCAUUGGUCGGAUGUCAUGCCUUGGCUCAUCAUGCGACGAUCGGAACUUGCAUGCUUGCAGAGCGGUUUCCAUCUGGUUUCAAAAUCGACGUCAAGCGAUGAAGAAGCGUGCUGCUCGGUAUGGUGGAGAGGAUGCAUCCAGCUUAGCACAAAGCGCGUCUGACCGUGCCGGGGGUUUGAAGCCCGUGCUGCCUCGAGCACGCCCGUCUUUGGAUGCAACCCUUCUCUCUAGACCAGUGACGACCCUUCCAGGCUCUCCCGGCACCGAUGACGACAGCACACGAAAGGAAAGCUGUCGUGCAUUAGACGCAACGGACUCCAGUCAGCCAAGCUUUCCUUCUGCCUCGAACCGCUGCAUGACACGCGCUGUUUCUGCGCCUUCACUACCAGGCCAGGGUCGCGCACCAUUGCGAGACAUCAACGACUUGAUAGCGAACGUGCAAGGCAGGAUCGUCACCAGCACCACCAGCCUCAAAAAAGCGCCUUGCGAAGUCCUGUCAAGAACGACUGAUCAGUCCUCGAAGACGAAGGCAAAAGUCUCUCUUUUCGAUGGUGUCAUUGGUGCGAAAAAGGACGGUGCUCCGGCCCACACCACCGAGCAUGCUGCAUCGACCGCGGCAUGCGGUGCCGGUCUAUCGAGAAGCAAGCAGGGAUCGCUAAAUGCCAAAUUGCCGCCGUCUUUGAUAGCCUCGCUCCGAGCGCAGGGUAUCCUGCCAGCCAGUCCAAGGCGCGUCUCUCCUGGCAAGCGCCAGAGAUCCCCAAGCGACGAGAUUUGGCGCCGCAUGCUGAGCUCUAGUGCAAGCUCGGACAAUGGUCAAGAAGAGGGACCGAAGAAUCCAGACGAAGAGGAGGAAGCGGCGGAAGAAGAUGAAGAGCGCACUCUUCGCAGAGUUGCGAAUCGCCGAGCCGCCAAGGAGCAGCUCAACGAUCUUAGAGCCAAAAGCACGUUGAGGCCAGGCAGGCUGAGCCUAACACGGGCGAUGUCUGGAAGCAUCCGGCCGUCGUCGAACGUCCUUACAAACAGCGCUGGCGCGUUCAAGCCGAGAACAGUCUCAGACGGACGUGCCUCACUCUCUCGCGAUCUGACACUUAGCGUUCCAGGCGAAGAGAAGAGCACCACCAAUGUCGAGCCACACCCAGCAUCCCGAAUCUCUUCGGUGCAAGCUGCGCCCGCAAUAACCUUAGACGAUCCUGCGCGCUCGAGCAGACGACGGGUCCCCUCUCUAGACUACGCCGCGGGGCAUGACCGUGCUGACAUUCCCAGACCAUUGCUGUCAACAGACACGAACUCCGACGCGCGCAGAGACUUGGCUGCUGGACUCGUUGGAUCUUUCUCCGAAGGUGUCUCAGCAAAGAAAGUGCCUCACCGCAAGAGGAAGCCAGCGGCACAAUACGUCGUUGACGAAAACGGUCUUAAAUGGCGCUUUGUUGAGGAUCAGUACGCACCACGCAAGCGCAGUCGAUUUGCUACGCCCUACGAUUGGAAAGAGGCUCAGCCAGUAGUCGCGCAGAGACAGCCGCUCGUUGCGCCGCACAUGGACACCUCUUCCACGCCCCGCAAACGUUCUAGAGAGGACGGCGUCGCAUUGAAGGAAAAUCAAUUGACGGUUUUGCCACGGUCCAUUGCGGCUACGAUGCCGUCCGGCCUUGGACCGGCUUCGGCGCUGACGAGCCACCCAACCCUCUCUGCUGGCUCCACCCUGGAUGCUUCCCGCUUGCCUUCUAUCGCUUGCUUGACGGCGGUCGACACUCUGUUGCAGACUCCCACUCUCCCACCUCUGCGGCCCCCGUCACAUGCAUUACUAGAUGGCCGUGCUAAACAAGCAGCUCUGCGGCCAGCACGAGGUCAAGAAGCCCCCCAGUUCGGCAAGCGAAGCAAUGGUCUGGCUCAGCCCAGUCUGUCUAUUGAUUCAUUAUUGGGAGCAAGGAUGAGUACCUCCAAUGUUUCCUCGCGCGGAUCGCAGCCAUCAGGAGGCACUUUCCGUUUCGAGGCCUCCUCCACGCGUGAUCCUCGAGGAACAGCAUCUCCUUCCGUCUCUCCUGAACGUCCUAUUAGAAACAUUCAACACCCGGUCAACCAGCGGGCGUCGCUGUCCGGCUUCCAAGCACCUGUCGGCACACCUUGGGGACGCGAGCAGCUCAACACCGUCCAACGCGGGCAUGGGCUGGCUCGCGUGGCGUCUGGUCCAUUGCCGCCCGUGACGUACGCUAAUUCCUUGGGCCCUGCCAAGAACGUCGCUGGUAAUAAUGUGUCGAUGUUGACCGAGAGCCAGCAGGACGACAGCGGCUUUUACGGCAGCGACAAAGAGGAAGGACAUACAAGACGCGCGGUAUUUGCAGAUAAGACAAACAGCGCAAAGGCGGGCAAAGGCACACGCGCCCCAAGUCGCAAGGCUGCAGCCCCACUUCGAACUGCUCGAUCUACCCUACGCGGUUUAAGCGGCUCUCCUCGCAAAGACGAAGGUGAUGAACAAGCAGCUCAAAUGUUGCUCGAUCUUGCGGCCCGAGACUAG
Ceraceosorus bombacis is the source of this 3641-nucleotide messenger RNA. The record is from the annotation of a GenBank genome assembly. Lineage: Eukaryota; Fungi; Basidiomycota; Exobasidiomycetes; Ceraceosorales; Ceraceosoraceae.